AUGAUAUUAGAUUUAUGUUCAUCAUGGACCUCACAUUUGCCAGAAAAUAUUGUUGACCGUGUUCAUGGUCUCGGCAUGAACGAAUCUGAAUUAAUAUAUAAUCCAUCUCUCAACAAUGGUUACACCGUUCAAAAUUUAAAUUCAAAUCCAUCUCUCAAAAAAUUUCCUUCUAAUUCAUUUGAUUUGGUUCUUUGUUCUCUUUCUGUUGAUUAUCUUAUUUAUCCGUUAGAGGUAUUCAAUGAAAUUGGACGUAUAGUAAAACCAAGUGGCCAGUUUAUUACUUCGUUUUCUAAUCGUUGUUUUCCAACAAAAGUUAUUGGAAGAUGGAUGAAGAUGAAUAAACAACAGCGUGUUGAAUGGGUCGCAAAUUACUUCUUAUCGACGAACAUAUAUUUUGAUCCAAAGCCAGUGAAAGCAUACUCAUUUUUUGAUAAUAUUUUUUUGCCAGCUAGAGAUGGUGAAUUUCGAGAUCCAAUGUAUAUUGUUCUUGGACAGAAGACAACAGCAUAA
This is a messenger RNA of Rotaria sp. Silwood1, 510 nucleotides long. The record is from the annotation of a GenBank genome assembly. Lineage: Eukaryota; Metazoa; Rotifera; Eurotatoria; Philodinida; Philodinidae.